Messenger RNA from Scedosporium apiospermum, 747 nucleotides. RefSeq lists its product as uncharacterized. Gene Ontology annotation, molecular function: D-ribulose-phosphate 3-epimerase activity; metal ion binding. The coding region runs from base 1 to 747 and encodes 248 amino acids. Gene Ontology annotation, biological process: pentose-phosphate shunt, non-oxidative branch; pentose-phosphate shunt; carbohydrate metabolic process. NCBI's taxonomy places the organism in Eukaryota, Fungi, Ascomycota, Sordariomycetes, Microascales, Microascaceae. The transcript has 4 exons. Gene Ontology annotation, cellular component: cytosol. The record is from RefSeq and is a predicted model, not a curated record.
AUGGCACCUCCAGCAAUCAUCGCACCGUCGAUUCUCUCGGCGGAUUUCGCCAAGUUGGGAGAGGAGUGCUCGAGGACCAUUGAGCAGGGCGCGGAUUGGUUGCACGUUGACAUUAUGGACGGCCACUUUGUCCCCAACAUAACAUUCGGAGCCCCCGUCGUCACCAUGAUCCGGAAACACGUCGCCGGACCAGAGGGAAAGUUUGCCAAGGGGACGUUUGACUGCCACAUGAUGAUUGCCGAGCCCAAGAAAUGGGUCAAAGAAUUCAAAGCAGCAGGCUGCAACCUCUACUGCUUCCACUACGAAGCCGCCACAUCCACAGCCGCCGAGAGCCCCGCCGAGACGUCGGCCUUCAAGACGAACCCGCGCGAUCUGAUCCGGUAUAUCCACGACUGCGGCAUGUUGGCGGGGAUAGCCAUCAAGCCGGCGACGAAGGUCGAUGUGCUUUGGGAUGUUUUGGAUAGUCCCCAUGCGAAGGAGAGGCCUGACAUGGUCCUCGUCAUGACGGUCGAACCCGGCUUCGGCGGCCAAAAGUUCAUGGCGUCGGAACUCCCCAAGGUCCAGGAACUCCGCAAGAGGUAUCCGGACCUCAACAUCGAGGUGGACGGCGGACUCGGGCCCGGCACGAUCGAUCAGGCGGCGGACGCAGGCGCUAAUGUGAUUGUUGCGGGGAGUGCGGUGUUUGGGGCGAAGGAUCCGGCGGAGGUGAUUCGGUUGUUGAGGGAGGCGGUGGAGAAGAGGAGGUGA